This is a messenger RNA of Medicago truncatula (barrel medic), 1350 nucleotides long. RefSeq names its product protein SMG9. Gene Ontology annotation, biological process: nuclear-transcribed mRNA catabolic process, nonsense-mediated decay. The transcript is spliced from 7 exons. The coding region runs from base 34 to 1116 and encodes 360 amino acids. The record is from RefSeq and is a predicted model, not a curated record. Lineage: Eukaryota; Viridiplantae; Streptophyta; Magnoliopsida; Fabales; Fabaceae.
AAUUUCAAAAUUAGGAAACAGGAAACGAAAAAAAUGGCGGGACCAGACCCCUCUCCUUCUCCAAAGAUCCUUCUAUCAAAGUCCGGACUCGUCACCUCAAAACUCAGCUAUGGCGGUUCCGGCGAAGAAGAUUCCACUCCCCACCGUCCACAUCUUCCUUCCGUCGCAUCCCUCAACCUUCUCUCCGAUUCUUGGAAUUUCCAUUUCGAUCGCUUUCUCCCCUUUUUGACUGAGAAUACGGAUUUCACGGUGAUUGGAGUGAUUGGGAGACCUGGUGUUGGCAAGUCUACGAUUAUGAAUGAACUUUAUGGUUUUGAUUCAACUUCUCAUGGGAUGCUACCACCUUUUGCCAUACAAUCUGAAGAGAAUAGAGCUAUGGCAAAGGAUUGUUCUAUUGGCAUUGAACCAAGGAUAUCUUCUGAACGUAUUAUUCUUCUUGAUACACAGCCUGUAUUCAGUGCUUCGGUUUUAGCUGAGACGAUAAAACCUGAUGGCUCUUCAACAAUUCCAGUGAUGAGGGGAGAAUCCUUGUCAGCUGAACUGGCUCAUGAGCUUAUGGAUAUUCAGGUUGACUUGCUGAAGCAUGACAUUUCAGACCCAUCCUUGCUGGCUUCAUCCCUUUCACAGAGCUCUAACUCCGGGAUUGAGAAAGAUAACAAAGUUCCUGAACGUGAAUACUUGGCUACUCCUGUUUUUAUACACACCAAGCUACAAGGUCGAGAGUUGAGUCCUAGAAUUGUUUGGCUGUUGAGCAAGGCACUCAUGCACGAUUUCAAAUCAUCAUCUUUUGUUAGAGAAAACACUGGAAACAAUCCUGAUGAGCAUUCAUCUUCUAAGUUUCACAAUACUGACAUGGAUUCUAACCCGCUAAAAUUGUUUGCUAUCCCAUUUAAGAAAAAAGAGGACAAUCCAAGAGUUCAACAUGAGAGUUACAUUUCUGCUCUAUGGAAAUUACGGGAUCAGAUUUUAAGCAUGAAGCCACCAUCUUUCAAGAGACCUGUGUCUGAGCGUGAAUGGCUAAAAAGUUCAGCCAAGAUAUGGGAACAGGUUAGAAACUCCUCAACGAUAUCAGAAUACGGCAGAGCACUUCAACAUUCUGGUAUUUAUAGGACAUAGAAAUUUAUUGAAGGUAGAACAAUCCACGACUGACUUGUUAUUUGAUUUCAAGAUCUAUCUCGUUGUAAAAUGAUCCUACUUGUGUAUGAAUCUCAACAUUUGCUGUGUUGAUUGUAAUACUUUUGAAUACAUUUCUACACAUACAAUUAAUGAAUUAGUCAAGUGCAAGACAAAAUUUGGCAACAUGCACAAGGGUAAAUUGUAUAGUAGAUUGAAAAUGCUACAGUAAAAACU